Fopius arisanus is the source of this 7723-nucleotide messenger RNA. RefSeq lists its product as uncharacterized. The record is from RefSeq and is a predicted model, not a curated record. Bases 615 to 6812 code for a protein of 2065 amino acids. The transcript has 15 exons. NCBI's taxonomy places the organism in Eukaryota, Metazoa, Arthropoda, Insecta, Hymenoptera, Braconidae.
CCUCUUUGCUACCUCCGGUGGUUCCCGAGGCCGACAGCUGACUCUCUACCUCAGUCUAUCUUCUCGGGAGCCCCAGAGCCGAGCGGCUACGAGGCCUCUCGACGUUCCCCGAAUCCCGACGAAAAUCGCCAAUUGUAAUUUUUCAAGAUGGCGGUGGUCUGAGCCCAAAGUCGCGGCGCUGUAGCAUCCGUUAAACAUGUACAUUGCCUAGUUUUUAGAUUAUCCAAACUAAGAACCAACAAUUUCACAAUCCCAGUUACACCCCCAGUUAACCCCAACCUAAGAUAAUAAAAUUAAAUAAUUAAAGUGGUGAAGUGACAAAUAAAUGUGGGGUAAAAUAAUAAAUUCACGAUGACGUGGAACGUAACAACGAAGGUGACACCCGAGAGCUCGGUGUGGUGCAUGAGAACGUAUGGCAGAGACUAGAGAGAAUACGAUAAGAGGAGGCUUCGACGAGAUCCCCCUCCGAUCUCCAUUGGAUGCGCCCCCGCAGGCGUAAGAAAAUUCUCCAAAGAGCCAAUGUGCAAUUAGUCACCAUCGCAUCCCAUCAAAAAAUUCCCCGAAGAAUAUAUCCAAAAUUGUGCUAGAAUACCCCCACCAAAUGAUUUCCUGACAUGAUGGAAAGCAAGCUGUACGUGAAGAAUGAGCCAGGACUCGAGGGAACUGCAAGCCACUUGAAUUCACACCUGCUGUCCCAGGAUGAUCACAGUGGUCGUGUAUGUUUUGUAUGUGGUACACUUGGUCACAGUGAUCAGUACUGGCUGAGAGUGAAGCCAACCCCAGGUGGGCCACCGUCAGAGCCUUAUUUUCCAUUUUUGGAGUCACACGAGCCACCGAUUGGCUAUCGUGGUGAGAGUGCACGCAGUGGUGCUGUUAGAUCGUGCAGUUUGUGUUAUGCACUGCUGCUGCAGCAAUGGGAGAGCUUCGAGAGAGAGGCAAAGCCCCAUGGACAGAGAAUAUACUGGAUGAAAAGGUGCGAUGGGGGUCCCUACACUGGGGCUGAGAUGACACUCCAGGGAGAGUACGCUGCACAGGUAAUUGGUCUCACCAAUGAAACACCUGUUCAGGGAAAAAUCCAGGAGGGCUCAAGGCCUAUUGGUAUGUCACCGAGAUUACCAACAAAUUCACCAUCGCCGAGGGCUGAGCAGACACGACCUCCGUCUAGCUCUGAUGCCAGUAGACUUAAUCAGGAUACUCCCAGGCAUGUUGACCAGGUCAGGCUGACUAUGGAAUCACCUCAUCAGAGAUUGCAGAGUCCGAGGAAUGUUGGGGAGGAGAAUAGGGGGAGUGAGGCUGCUUUGGAUCUCAGGCAUGCUCCCAGAAGUUCACCAGCACCGCAACCACCUAAUUUACAGUCACAGGCGCAAGCGAUGUACAGUGGAGGCUCGUCUUCUAGUGCUGGCACUGAUAUUCUCGAUUUAUCAAUGCCGGACAAGAAUUCAGUUACCGAAGUUUGUUACGUUUGUGGCGAUGAGUUCAAGAGAGGUUCACUGAGUCAUAUCGCAGCUAAACCACUGCCAACACCGCCUCAUACAUCCAGCAGCCCUCCACCAUUUUUUCCAUCAUUGAUGCUACAUCCCAGACCGAGCAGAAGUCGACCCAUGGAUUCUGCUGGUCGAGUUCAGGCUUGCUCAGCAUGUCAAAAUCACCUCCUACUCCAGUGGAAGGCGUAUACACGUCAGGGAACACCUCAUGGUGACAGAAAUUAUACACUUCGUAAACGCCAGGCACCGACAGUCGAGCCAGCGACAUUUGUCUGUUACACGUGUGCAUUAGAGUAUCCCUCGUCCAGUAUUAGACUGUUGUACUGCUGUCCAAAUCCUGAGAAAGAAGCCUACUUUCCUUUUAUAUGUUCGUUAAGACCUCCACCAGGAGCUAGUCCCAUUAGUCCUCAGGGGAUGGUACAAGUUUGUUCCAUCUGUUACAAAGCCAUACCACAGAAACAACAGGUUUUCGGGGGUGAAAAUAACGAUGUUCAGCCACCAGCCCAGAGUGUUGAGUUUCGUCAGCAAGGCCCAUCCCCAAGGCCAGUAGUAGCUAAAUCCCCAGCGAAUUCAGCUGGCAGUGAUAUUCGUUUCAAGCCCUACGACUUGAAUAAGUCCAGUGGAGCAGUGUCAAAGUCAAGGAGUGCCAAUGUUAAGAUGCAGAGUUCAGCCCAGAGAAAUUCACCUAGUAGCAGUAGUGCACCAACAGAGAAUGGAAAUGUCGCUGGAGGACAGAAUUACAGAUGUUACAUCUGUGAGAGACUCUAUCCACGAACCCAAAUGGAGUGGCUGUCAACGAGUCCAGAGGGAAUGAAUUCGCACGCAAUGCACUUUCCCUGUCUCCGAGGUAUGGCGAGAACGUCGGAGAAUGCCUGCAUGGACAGUCACGGAAGAGUUCUAGCCUGCAGCCACUGUGUAAAUCACUUGGCCCAACAAUGGGAGAAUAUGGACGCUGAGAGAGUCCCCCUGGAGCGUCGUAGAUACGACAUACCUAGUCCACACCCCAAUGGUGAUGUCAAUCGUUCAAUAGCAACACCACCUAGUUCAAGUUCCGAGAGAACAUUUGCCAGUAAUCCAGGAACAUCUAGCAGCUCCAUAUACUGCUUUCUCUGUGGCCUUCACAGCGAUCUCACACUUGCUAGGGUACUUUAUGGUCAUCCACAGGGUCGUAAUGCACCAUUUUUUCCCGAAUUAUUGCGCCAUCAGUCACCAACAAAUGCUGAACAACUCAGGGAGGAUGGCUCAGCACUUGUCUGUACAUUUUGUUAUCACUCGCUAUUAGCUCAGUGGAGAAAAUACGAAUCACCAACACCCACUGGACAACAGAGCACUGCUAAUGAUAGACAAUACAAUACACAUGAUUAUUGGUGCUAUGUUUGUGGAAUAACGACAUAUCGUAAGAGGGUGAGAGCACUUCCUGUCAAGGAUUUUCCAUUCUUGAGGUAUCACCGACAACCUGAGAAGAGUUUGCUGUUGGAGAAUGGGGAUUUUGCUGUUGUUUGUCUUGAUUGUUACGAAACACUCAGGACACAGAGUUUGGAGUAUGAGAGGUGGGGAUUGCCCAUUGAGAAAAGAGAGUAUAAUUGGAUUGUUCAGCCACCACCACCUGAGGAUAGUCCCGAUGCUUCAAUUGCCAGGUUACCCUCUGGAGAACGUUCCGAGAAAGUGGUACCACCCACAUUGACAGCUAGACCGGCCCGUAAGAAUUGUUCACCGAAAGCUCCUGAUAAAAAACCACCACAAAAGAUGCCAGAGAAAGAGCAGCCCGGUCUUCAACCGGCGAGCACAAAAGCCCAACCGACGACAAUCGGCAAAUCCCACCGUCCAACUACCGGUGUAUUACCUCAGGGUCAUCCACCGGGUCCAGGACCAGGACCAGGUGGACAGCAAAAUAGCAGAAGUUUUGCCGCUGCACUGAGGAACCUUGCCAAGCAGGCAGGACCGGCUCCUCAGGAUGAAGAGCCUCGUGCGAGUCCUAAAAAUCGACCUCCACCACCUCUUGUACGUGGACCCUCACCCGCCAAGGAGCGUUCGACCCACGAACGGAGACCCGAGGAAAUACCGUCAAUGUACACGACAGCAAGAGCAUCGGAGAAUAGCAAGCACAUUGUAACAUCAGCAGCAUCGGAAUUAUUGGCUCGCUCUGGUUUUCAACCAUAUCGGCCGGAACACCAUCCAACCCAGCCACCCCCAGCAUUUGCACUGGAUCCAGCGGCUUACAGUCCUUAUCAUCAUGGCCUCUAUCCACCGCCUCACCUCCAGCACGCUUAUAGAUUAGAGGAACAGUUGUAUCUGGAGAGGGUUGGAAUGCUCAGGCCGCCUUUAUUUCCGGGAAUGCCCACGUAUCCACUCUAUGGACUCAGAUAUAGCCCCGAAAUGUUACCACCAGCAUCACUUGGCCUCAUGUCUCCUGUUAUGCACGAAAGGCUUAAAAUGGAAGAGGAGCACAGACUGAGACAAGUACGAGAGCAAGCAGCACUGAGAGACGAGGAAGAAAGGAGAAGAGCAGCUCGAAAUUCUGCAUCAGCUGGACCAACACCAGCUCCAGCCUCAGCUGAUACAGCAGCUAGGAAGCCGCCUAUAGCGGCUCAGUUGCACCCAGAGAGGGAUUCUCACCGUGACCGUUCGAUCGCCACAUCAACCCCCAUCACACCCCUGACCCCCCAAUCCGAUAAUCACAAGCCCCCAGUGCCCGCAACAGGUCCUCACCACCGCAAAGAAGAAUCUCCAGUGUCCCAUCAGGCCCCAGUCCCUCCGCCACCUCACAGUAUUCCCUUACCACCCCCUCUCACCCCCGCUGACAGCCCACAAAUAUACCACCACCCGCGCCUUGGGCCCUUCCAGCCUCCCCCAUCCCCCCUGACACCAGUCACCCCCCUAGCCGGUCAGAUAUGCCCCGUAACAACCACCAAUCCCCCACCAAUGCCCCUGCCACCCCUUGGUCCACCCCUCGGACCCCUAAAUCUCGGUCCCCCGAUUACCCCCAUCCCAAUGCCCCUACCAACAAUACCAAUGCCUCUCCACCCGAACACAAUUCACUCUAGUCAACACCAAUCAAGCCUCAUCACUCCCACUCCCAUAACCACUUCCACAUCCACAACCUACCCCCUUCCACCACCACCCCAAACCCUCAAUUCCUACACAACAACGACGAAUUCCCUCCUGGCGAGUGGUACAAUGUCAACUCACGCUGUUCAACCCCUGAAUCAACCCCCAAACACUUCGAAUCACGUGACAACCUGUCACAAAUCACCACCAGUGCCCUUGAGGAUCAAAGAGACACCAGUGACAACGAGUCAGUCGACGUCAGGAGGUCAAGGACAAAUGGCUCAACUGACACCAGUGACGUCAGCCCAUCAGCCAUUCGUUAGGCCAUUUGAGGACUCGUUCAGAUCCACCAAGAUACCGAUCUGGGGCAUUCGCAAUCAGAUUGGACACGAGAAAAGUGUGACAACAAGUGGAGAGACUGCUGAGGGUAAAGGGCCCUAUCAGACCCAGACUUAUCAUCCCGUUGUGACACAGGGGGUCUACAAGCCUCAGGUGUUUACACCCCUGCAGUUGCCUGUCAAGGGGAGUUCCACCAAUGGAGAUGUCAGGAUCAGUCUCAAUGGGAUGAAGAGUCAGGUGGAAGGACUGGAGACUAGCUGUCAAAAUAAUCCGAGUAAUUCCAGUAAUCUCAGUAAUCAGAAUAAUCAGAGCAGUCAGAGCAGUCAGAGGAAUGGGAUUGUCUCGGUGGAAACGUUGGUACACGAGAAAUCGGUGAAUGCCAAUUUUUACAGCAACGUCGAGGGUAAUUUUAUGUCAAAAAAUGUCAAGACUGUGGAGAGCUCAAAGGAGAUGAAGCCUGUUGAUGUCUCUGGAGACACAUUGAGGAUUAAUCACAGGAUUGGGAGCAACUCCGGUGAUAAAAUAGCUGUCAACAACGAGAGUGAGAGGACACCUGUCAGAACUGAGGGCGAGCGAGAUGAGCCACUAAAAAUUCCGUCAGCCAACGUCAAUCCGUUACCCUAUCAGCCCUUCAAGCUCUCCAUCAAUGAGAUAAAUCACAAGCCAAGUAUCGACAGUCAGAUACUCCAGAGUAUAAAAUCGGAGGAGGUCCUCAGGACGUGUCAAAAUGUAUCUAAUGUACUUCUACAGAUUCCCAAGUACCAGGAGAAGCUGUUGAACUUCUCCAGUAAUGAUUUCAAGGGAUCAUUCUGUUACACCGAUAAGUGCAAUAAUUUGACGGAGGUGACGGUCAAGUGCGAGCCACCUGUACUCAAUGUUCCUGAUCCCAAGGUCAUUGCUAGGGGAGAUUUUUUAGCUGACAGGGGGAGGGAUGUGACGUCGACUCUUGAUCUUGCUGAGAAAAAAAGACGUAGAAAGAGGGAGAGGAGUUGUGGGGCCACUCGCAGCUCUGAGUCCGAGGGUGAGGUCGAGGUCAAGGAUGCUGAUUUAUGGAUCACCAAGGGACCACCUGCCAAACUCGCCUUCUCCGAGAGCAAACUCUCAUUCCUCGCGAUCUUCGGGUUAACCACUUUGAGCACAAGAAAUGAAUUGGAGUUGUGUAAAUUGGAGAAGAGAUAUCGCCUGAACCCGGAGCCCCCGGAAGUGCCUCUGGACACAUCGGAACCGAUAAUCGAGUCGGUUUUACCGAUACCCAAGGAUCAUCCUGAUGUACUGCUCAAUUCCUCGGAUUUCAUGCCGAAGGUCGGAUUCUUAAAAACCAUCGGCUUGGACAUUAUGCCACCAAACAGACGAGACGAAGCGGAGGAAACCUGGCAAUACGUCCUGAAGGAUCGAAAAAAACGUAGGACAACCAAUUCGGUAACAGCUUAUUGCGAGCGAGUGGCAAAAGUGUAUUCUAAGACACCCCCAGCAUCUCCGAGGCCCCUCCAAAAAAUGCGACUACUCGAUCGCAUUAAAGUAAAGUCAAUUCCAGAGAGGCCACCGCCUCUUCCUCCUCUCGUACCAAAUAUUCAGUCCACGUAUCACCCGGCGAUGCCUGUCCGAGGGGAAAACGGAAUUAAACAGCCCCGUAAACUCAUUGACAUUCAUGAGAACUGCGACGAGGACGACGAGACCAAUCACAAAGUUACGUGGAGCAGUAUUGAGGAUAUUAUGAUUGCUUACAACGAGUAUUCCAAAGGAAAAUCCCUGGAGAGAAGAAUCCUGAAAAAUCACAUGUCAAAGUUGAUAUCCCAAUCGAAUACUCUCCGCUCGGAAGCAAUUCAACUGGAGCGAGUGAGAUACGAUUUAUUGGCAGCGAGACAGGCUCUCGACAACGAGAGACGACACAUCAGCGAUAAAAUUGAGAGGGUAAAUGCACUUGUCAGGAAUCUUAGAUAGCGAUGCAUAACGCACAACACGGAAACUCAUUCAUCUGUGAUAUUAUCGAGGGGGUAAGGGCCGAGGAAUCACCGAAAUGAUAUAAUCCACGAGUCAAUGAGCCUCUGGACUCACCCGAAAUGCCAAGGAUUUUUCUCUGUUUAUUUAAAGGCCAUUCCGUUUCUUUUAUUCUUCUGAGAAAAUCUGCUGGUGCCAGACAUGUAGAAAAUUGUAAAAAUAAAAUUCAGAGACAUAGGACCAUAUCAAUUAUCACGAUCAAAUGUAUAAAUUGUACAAACGUCUGUGGAAAUUCAUCGUUUUCACUCCGGUACGAGAAUUUUUUUUUUAUUCAUAUUAACGGCUCUUACACCCAAAGUUUAUUAUUAAUUAUUGUAAUUUGUACGAUAUGAAUGCGAGGGGGAAAGUGAGAUUUUCAGGAGACAUUGGUCAAGCAUUUGUUGGGAAUUAUUUCGGGUGUUGGAUGAGAUGAAGAGAUGAUUUUAUUGAUUUUAUUUGAUUUUAUGUGAUUUUUAUUGAAGCACUGGAUCAUUUAUUCGAUGUAAAUCGAAUAAAAAUUGCUCCUAAUUAAUUUUUUUUAAACAAUUUUUAAUGAAAAUAUUGAAUGUGUAAUUGUGAGAUAUGGGAAUAUCGAAAUAAUUCUCUUCAUUCCACUCAAUGACUCAUGUAAUUCUCUUUUUAACAUCUCAAACAUGAAAAAUAAUAAUUUAUAACUGAUAAUUCAGAACGAGUUGUACCAGGCGAUUCCUAAGUCUACCAAUUAGAAAGAUAAUAUCGAUACAAAUAUAGUAUAUAUUAUAUAGUAACGGUGAGGAGGACGAAGAACAAAUAGGGAAUAAUAGGAGACUCGAUCAUUUUGUACAUCGUCGGUAGUCAAUGACGCAAGAUAUAUCGCAGGACGUGUGAAGAUGAUU